This is a messenger RNA of Phlebotomus papatasi, 2291 nucleotides long. RefSeq names its product probable cytochrome P450 6a20. The record is from RefSeq and is a predicted model, not a curated record. The transcript has 2 exons. Gene Ontology annotation, molecular function: iron ion binding; monooxygenase activity; oxidoreductase activity, acting on paired donors, with incorporation or reduction of molecular oxygen. Lineage: Eukaryota; Metazoa; Arthropoda; Insecta; Diptera; Psychodidae. The coding region runs from base 463 to 1962 and encodes 499 amino acids.
UGUGAGAUUAAUACCAUAGUCGCUAUAUUUGCUAAAAUACCAGAGGAUAUUGAAUAACAAUAAUUUGUAAAAAAAUUAUUGAAAAACAAAAAGAGAUUUUUUAUAAGCACCAUUCACAUUUUGUUAGUAUUCUUUAAGACAUGCAUCCAUUGUUGUAAAAAUUUGUAGAAGAUUAUUGUAAGCUAGAUAAAAUUAAAGGAAUACCUCUGGAAGAAUCACAAGGAUCCCAGCUAACUUUAAGAAUAUUUGAAUCAUCUACUCUGCGACAUUCAGUUUGAUAAAGAAAAUAUAAUCAAUUUCAGUGUAAACAAGAAGUGGGCACAAAGGAACAGCAAUAAGCUAUGGGCACUUUUUGGUCGCAAUUACCCAGUUGCUAGCUGGGUACUCAUUCGUAUGGUGGUUUGACAAAUAUUUCGUUUAAAAUUCCUUGUAUAAAUACAUUCUAGUGAGAACUUUUAAGCAAUGAUUCCUUUGUACAUUCUAACGUUUCUUCUGUGCAUUAUCGGCUAUAUUUGGUAUUAUGUAAGGAGAGCCUUUUCUUAUUGGAGUGAUAGAAAUGUUCCAGUACUCGAGCCAAAAUUUCCAUUGGGAAACCUCGGUGAAGUUGGAAAGAAACAUAUUGGAAAUGUUUUUGGAGACGCAUAUCUAAAAUUGAAAGGGAAAGGGCCCUUCGCGGGUUUCUACGUGUUAAUGUCACCCGUUGUAAUGUCACUGGACUUGGAUUUCAUCAAAGAUAUCCUCAUUAAGGACUUCCAGUACUUUGCUGAUCGUAAAAUAUUCUACAAUGAGAAGGAUGACCCAUUGUCAGCCCACUUAUUUGCUAUUCGUGGACAAAAGUGGCGAAGUUUAAGGCAGCAAUUGACUCCUACAUUCACAUCAGGGAAGAUGAAAAUGAUGUUCCCACUUGUAAUUGGUCAAGCGAAAAAUCUGCAGAAGUAUAUUGACAAACAUAUUAAUGAAAGUUCUAUGCAACUCAAAAAUGUUUGUAUACGAUUUACAGCGGAUGUUAUCGGUAUUUCUGCUUUUGGACUGGAAUGUCGUGCGUUAUUAGAUGAGGAUUCUGAGAUCCUCAAAGUAGGGAAACACUUUUUUUCUUUCAAUACAUUUGCAAAGCAAAUUAAGUUCUUUUUUGAGAUGGUUUGUGAAGAUUGGGCUCGCAAACUAGGUUUGCGUUUUAAUCAUCCUGAAAUGGAGGAAUUCUUUAUGAAGGUUAUCAAGGAAACGGUUAGACAACGAGAAGCCGGUAUUAUUGAUAGGAAUGACUUCAUGAAACAUCUUUUGGAAAUCAAGAAUUCUCCCAAGGAUGAUGAUGUUCUUAGUAACUUGACAUUCAACGAAUUGGCUGCUCAAGCUUUCAUUAUCUUUUUCGCUGGUUUUGAAACAUCUUCUACAGCAAUGGAGUGGACCUUGUGCCACUUUGCCUUGUAUCCUGAGAUUCAAGAACGAGCUCGUCAGGAAGUCAGGGAUGUGAUGAAGAAAUACAAUGGAGAAUUGACGUAUGAAGCUGUUCAAGAAUUGACUUAUUUGAGACAAUGUAUUGAUGAAACCCUUCGGAUUUAUUCCCCGGCUGUUCCACUAUUUCGUCUUUGCGUUGAGAACUACAGAGUACCAAACACAGAUUUAAUUAUUGAGAAGGGUACGCAAGUUAUCGUGCCAAAUAUCGGUAUUCAUAUGGAUCCGGAUAUCUACCCCAACCCCCAUCUAUUCGAUCCUGAUCGUUUUACUUCGGAGAAUAUCAACAAUCGUCAUCCUAUGGCUUAUUUGCCUUUUGGUGAUGGCCCAAGGAAUUGUAUUGGAAAACGUUUUGCACUAAUUCAAGUGACAGUUGGUCUUGCCUACAUCUUGAACCACUUCAAAUUUACAAUGAAUUCGAAAACCAAGUUACCCCUUGAGAUUGAUCCUACAGACAUACCGCUUCGUGUAAAGGGAGGGGCUUGGUUUAACGUAGAAAAACUCGGUUGAGGUAAAUGACAAAACGAUAAAGUUUGACUCCGUUUAUACUCCGUUCAAAGGAAACAUUUCAAAUUAACUUUCUAUGUGAAAAAUAGAAAAUAAUGGAGAAAUAUAUAUUGUGGAUAUUAGAGAGGUAAUAUUACCUGUAUUUAUCUAUGGCUUAAUAAUUAUAUUAUAAAUGUGGCUUGUAUGUUAAACAAAUAUUUUUGGAAAUUAUGCAUUAUUCGUAUUCAUUAUACAUAAACAGCGUACAAUAUAUAAAAUUUUAUAUAACUAUGUAAAGUUUGAUAAAAUAAAUUUGAAACUUGACAGGAUUAAAAUGAAGAAGGACUAAAUUG